AUGGCAACUCAGAAAUUUUCAAACUUCUCUAUUGACUACAUCUUGGGAGACGCCAGCAAAGAAUCACCUGGAGUGGAUCAUCCAGCAUCUCCUCAGGAUUUCCCAGGGCACUUGAACAAACUGUACCAGGAUGGAUGUAGGGGUUGUUGUGACCACACAGCACUGAUGCUGAACUUUCCAGCUCCAUCAUGGAAUGCAGGAAUGUACAGCUGCUGUGUUCCAGUCUCUUAUUAUCAACCGGCUUACUAUGCAAGUCAACCGUGGCCUUUUGCGGUAUCAGGUUGUGAUACAGCUGAAAAUCAGUGUCAUCAAACUGUACCUCAGAGACAGCGCUGUCGAAUCCGAACGGUUUUCACCGACAACCAGACGGAGCAGCUCGAACGACUCUUCGCAACCACCGACUACCCGAGCGCUGAAACCCGGGCGGAGUUAGCAAAGAACACCGGCCUCAGCGAGGAGACCGUGCGGGUCUGGUUCAAGAACCGACGUGCACGUAGAAAGAGACAGACAACCUGCCCAGACAAAAACACGAGGCGCGCUCCCGAUGAUCAUCCUGAAUCAGAUUAAUUUAUUAUCAACACAGACUCAAUAGCUAUUGUUAAC
This is a messenger RNA of Labeo rohita (rohu), 603 nucleotides long. RefSeq names its product dharma (gene dharma). Lineage: Eukaryota; Metazoa; Chordata; Actinopteri; Cypriniformes; Cyprinidae. Gene Ontology annotation, biological process: regulation of transcription by RNA polymerase II. Gene Ontology annotation, cellular component: nucleus. The record is from RefSeq and is a predicted model, not a curated record. Bases 1 to 567 code for a protein of 188 amino acids. Gene Ontology annotation, molecular function: DNA-binding transcription factor activity, RNA polymerase II-specific; RNA polymerase II cis-regulatory region sequence-specific DNA binding. The transcript has 3 exons.